AUGGCAGCUAACGCCGGAGGAGCUCCUCCACCGGGAGUGAAUCCACCACCAGGGAUUCCGGUUCAUGCUCAACGUCCGGCGCGACAAAUCGAGCCGGCGACACACCACAUUCCAGCGAAAACCGCCCCGACAUUACCCCACCACCGGAAACGUUUGAUCGAAUGUGCUUUGCAAAAGAUCAACAAUGUCACUGAGGAUGGUCUCAAACUGAGAUUGUUCCCAUUCUCCUUGGGAGGAAAGGCUCUAGCUUGGGAAUCAUCAAUCCAACCGGAACAGUCACGACAUGGGAGCAAUGCAAGCACGCAUUUCUUGGCCAAAUUCUUCCCGACUUCACGAACAGCUCAGUUGCGGAAUGACAUUGCGAGUUUCACUCAACUAACGGGAAACAUUCUGAGGCAUAUGAGCGUUUCAAGGGAUAUCAAAUGA
Messenger RNA from Microthlaspi erraticum, 426 nucleotides. Lineage: Eukaryota; Viridiplantae; Streptophyta; Magnoliopsida; Brassicales; Brassicaceae. The record is from the annotation of a GenBank genome assembly.